This is a messenger RNA of Dermacentor silvarum, 1516 nucleotides long. RefSeq lists its product as uncharacterized. NCBI's taxonomy places the organism in Eukaryota, Metazoa, Arthropoda, Arachnida, Ixodida, Ixodidae. The record is from RefSeq and is a predicted model, not a curated record. The coding region runs from base 146 to 1516 and encodes 456 amino acids. The transcript has 3 exons.
UGCGGCGCCAUCUACCGAAAGAAGUGGUAAAUGAAGUGACUUCUCCCAUAGAAUAACCCGCCAUUCCGCUUGCCCGGUAGUUACGGAGCCGGCUGCGUUCUGGAACUUCAGCCAUACUUCAUAAUCGCAGCUAGUCAUCCAGAGCAUGUCGGCGGAGGAGCUCAACCUGCUGUCGGGGCUGUGGCAGAAGCUUAUGAUACACGACUGCGAGUACGGUUGGCCGGUGCGCCACCUGAUGACUUGGUGUUGCCCACUGGUAAAGGCCGAGUACCUGGAGCCCGGCGCCGAAGGCAGGUUCCGCCGCUUUGUGCGCGAAAGGCCUAGCUUCUUUGAAUAUGACAGCAAACUGGAUAGAGUACGUGUGGCCAAGAAUUCGCCGCACGCUGCCAUCGAAAGGUGGCUGGUCAAGUACUUAACGCUACAGAUAUUGGGAGGACACUGCGAUGUUGGCGCCGAGGCCUCUGAUAGAUGCCAGUCGGCUCUCCCAAAAUACAUGGCUGCCCAUCUGAAAGCCAUAUACGGAGGCAGUUUGCGGCUCUUUUGCAAGGCGCACCCGUCAGACUUCACACUCGACAGCAGCGGCGCGCAUCUGGCAGGGCUGACUGUAGGCUGCCUUGAGAGGAUCAUGGCGUCGUACAGAAGGGAAGGGGACCUCGUAUAUUUUUUCGCUGAUCUCCUGAACAAGAUUGGAGCGACGGGGGAGAAGCCGUGCCCCGGACACGCGCUCAGUUGGUACCUCGAUUUCAUGAGGAGCAACGACAGAAGGCUGCUGUUUGAAAACUAUCGCGACAAUCUGGACGUGUUCUUUCUGCUUAACCCUGCAAACUUCGGGAUGACGAGAGCCGAAAACGGGUCGGUUUACCUUAGGAACCGUGACCCGCACUACGCUGCAGCUUUGUUUCUAAGACAGCAUCUCCAGAUCCAGGGCACGUCCGUCGUCUCUCUGAAAGAGCUCGUAUUGCGAGUCAAGUACGCGUCGUCACCGGUGACACAAUACCUCUUUCGCGCCAGAACUGCGGAAAGAACAGUGAGGAAAAUAGUCUUGGGCCACCCCGCCUUAUUUCACAUUAAUGAGACGGGUGACAAGCUUCGGCUUCGCUAUAAGUACCCGUCAGGUGCACCUUGGAACACAGACGCCGAAGUGUUGGCGGUGACCUAUUUUUUUGACAUCCUCAAUGACAUAGGUGCGACGUCACCUUCGAGGGCAAUAUGCUUUAAUUACAUCAUAUGUGCUGCUAGUGCUGCGCCACCGAAGUGCAACGGUUACCUGGGCACCGUUUACCCAGGACUAGAAGUGAUCGGACUGUUUCACCUGCACCCUGGCAUUUUCGACCUGUCCUCUGUUAACCGCGUUUCUCUACACACGAAGGACGCACCAGAGACAUUGCCCACCAAGCUGCGUAGUGAACAGCAGAUCGAAAAGCAAGCGGUCGAGUUUGCAGCCAAGUUAAUCAAAUGCAUGUUCUUCGGCAGCGGUGGGACGACCAACUUGCCCCUGAGGCUGCUCGGUACAUGA